AUGCUCAUCCCAGCAUACUCCCGUUGCAACACUGCCCCCGCCUCCCAACCCCGUCCGCCCGCCAGACGCGACAGCCGCGAUCCGCCCGCCCACCGCAUUCCCCGCCGCGAACUCCCCACCCGCCCUCCGCAAUCCCCGCCGCGAACUCCCCACCCGCCCUCCACAAUCCCCGCCUGCCAUGUGAGGAACUCAAGUCCCCGACCAGCAAAGCAAUUUGGAGCCGGGGCCGCAGUCGCGCUCGCCGCCGCCCUCGUCGGCAUCCUCGCGUGCCUGGUCCUCGGGCUGAAGCCGCCAGCGUACGCGGUCCAGGUGUUGGCCAUCUUCAGUCUCGGCAACGCCUCCUCCUCGGCAGCGCUCUCGCCGGGGUUCGACGCGACCGUGCGCACCGACAACCGCAACGACAGGCUCGGCGUGCGGUACGAGGGGGGCCGGGGCCGCGUCUCCGUGUCGUACGGCGGCGCGCUCCUGGCCGACGACGCGCGGCCGGCGCUCUACCAGGCUCCCCGGAACGUGACGGUGGUCGUGGCGAGGGCGAGGGGGUCCGGGGUACGACUGUCGCGGAGCGUGCGAGAGCAGUUGGCCGCGGCGGAACGACUCCGGUUGGUGUCGUUCGACGUGGACGUCGAUGUGCCCGUGCGCCUCCAGCUCGGCGAGGUCAGGACGUGGGCCGUGCCGCUGCGGGCGUGCUGCACCGUGGCGGUCGACAGGCUCGCGGUCGACGCCAGGGUGGUGUCCAGCUCGUGCGACGUCAAGGUGCGCCUCCUGUCGUGGUGGAGGAAAACUGACGAUGGCGCCAUGGCGGAUUACAUACAUGAGCACUUCUUGUUUGGUUUUAUGAUUCGUUUUCCCCUCAUUUGCAAGACUGGUUUGGUCGCGCAAUGUGGAUCUUGUCAUCGUAGUAUCAUAUCAGGGACGCUCUCAAAUCGUCUUGCGACUUGUGUCAUGUUGCCACCAUCCAUAGUUACAGAUGUGGACUGCACAACAUGUGAUUCCAAGCGUCCUGGAAAAAAUUGUCUCAUAAAGCUUGAAUGGGUCUGUUAUGUUUUGUAG
This is a messenger RNA of Zea mays, 1050 nucleotides long. Its product is annotated as NDR1/HIN1-like protein 13. The transcript has 4 exons. The coding region runs from base 1 to 1050 and encodes 349 amino acids. The record is from RefSeq and is a predicted model, not a curated record. Gene Ontology annotation, biological process: defense response to other organism. Lineage: Eukaryota; Viridiplantae; Streptophyta; Magnoliopsida; Poales; Poaceae. Gene Ontology annotation, cellular component: plasma membrane.